CCAAGCAUGAGUCGAACCGGCCAUGAAAGCACCGCCUCCUACGACUAACCGGAAACAACCGGCCGCCAUCUUGUCCUUGCCCGCCAUCUUAUAUCAAAGUCAAACUUGAAUCUAAACCCAGCUCAGCUACCAAAUCGGAAAUCGGAAAACAUCUGCAAAAAUGGCCCCCAGAACUUGGAUUGCUCAUAAAGGAACCAACGAAAAGGACUCUGCCCACGAAUUAAAGGAUGGAAAGGUAAAGAAAACUUACCAAAUACCCAAAACCAGCCACCACAAAGAAUGGGCCAGGGAAUCGCCACUUCAGCCAAAGGACACUCUCAAAAUGAACACGGAUCGGAUUACGCCACUGAAACAGAAUAACAAGCAAAUUAAACAAACCAAAACAUCGCCACUAGCAAAACUAUUUGAAAAAGAGGAGGAGAAAGAAAGAAAAGUAAGACAGAGGCAACACCAAGAGCUACUUAGAAAGAAAAAACGAGACGCAGAAUUUAGAAGAGAACAGCUCGAGCAAAGAGAAAAAAUCAGAAAACAAAAGAUCCAAGCUCAACGAGAACGAGAAGCCAGAGAAAGAAAAGAAUAUGCAGAAAAACUCAGGAAAGAAGAAGAGGCUCUAAACUGGUUCGAAGACCCAGGGUAUACAAAUUUGCUAGGAGCAUGGGACUCAACUUCAGAAUCAGAAAUUGAAGUUAUAAAUUUGGAAGAAAAUGAUUCAGACAUUGAGGAGAUCUACUGCACAAGCCCCAAAAUAGUACAGACUAAUGAAAAGGAUCCAGAGUACGUAAAGCAAGUGUUGGAAUGCAUGAGAGCCCAAGAAAAAGAAAUGAUGAAAGAAAUAACGGCACUGGAAUUUGAAAUACAAGGAUUAGAAAAGGUAAACUUACCACAACAAAGAUUGCAGGAAGAACAGCCCAAGUCAAUGCCCAACAUCACCAAACCCAUCAGAAACAGUGCCAGAAAGUACCACAGAACCAGCCGAGCCCUCCAAUAA
Messenger RNA from Thrips palmi, 988 nucleotides. RefSeq names its product golgin subfamily A member 6-like protein 1. The transcript is spliced from 2 exons. Lineage: Eukaryota; Metazoa; Arthropoda; Insecta; Thysanoptera; Thripidae. The coding region runs from base 161 to 988 and encodes 275 amino acids. The record is from RefSeq and is a predicted model, not a curated record.